Molecule: messenger RNA, 718 nt
Organism: Helianthus annuus (common sunflower)
Lineage: Eukaryota; Viridiplantae; Streptophyta; Magnoliopsida; Asterales; Asteraceae
Product: multifunctional methyltransferase subunit TRM112 homolog A
Exons: 1
Coding region: 127-498 (123 amino acids)
Biological process (GO): rRNA (guanine-N7)-methylation; tRNA methylation; peptidyl-glutamine methylation
Molecular function (GO): protein heterodimerization activity
Source: RefSeq, a predicted model, not a curated record
AAAACCCUGAUCCCAUAACACACAAACUCUUUAUCAAACCCUCAAACCACCCCUCUUUCUCUCAUCGCCGCCGCCACCGCCACCGCCACCCAAAAACACCACCAGUCCACCACCGUAGAACCAACGAUGAGGCUACUAACCCACAACAUGCUCGCAUCAAACAUCAAGGGAGUAACCAACGGCUUCCCACUCCGAAUCGAGCCAGAAAAGAUCAUCGAAAAGCCAGUCGAUUUCAACCCCGAUUUCCUCAAAAACAUGUUCUCAAAGAUCGACUGGAAAGCCCUAGCGGACGCUUCCAAGAUCAUGGGGUACGCUGAACUACCCGACGAGGUACCCGAGCAGACAGUGGUUGAAUCCGAUGAGUUUUUGAGGAAGUUUCAUCACGCGCUUCUUGAGGUUCAUCUUGAAGAGGGUGCACUUGUUUGCCCGGAGACCGGUCGCCGGUUUCCGGUUAAUAAGGGGAUACCGAAUAUGUUGCUUCAUGAAGAUGAGGUGUGAGGUUUUGGUUAAUGUAAUAUGUGGUUGGAUGUUUUUUUAAGGUUUUUGGGAUUAGGGUUUUAUGUUGGGGAUUUUGUUAAUGUGUUUGGAAUUAUGAAUGAAUAUCAAGAGGCACUCUUGUUUCAAUUUGGAUUUUAGAAAUUGCAACCUUUGGUAUUGUAGUAAUGGACAAUCAAUUUGGAUAUGGAUUAGUUAAAACCUGCAAGCUAUUAUGUGUGGU